AGCCGUGAGGGCGGAAGGCGCCCUCCCCGCCGCCUGGGCCCCGGGUACCGGGUGCCGGGCCCGGGUCCUUCCCGCCUCCCGUGAUCGCCGGCCGCUUUGUUUUCCAAGCCUCAACGUUCCGGGUGAUUUGAGAAGGGCUCCCGCCAGGGCUGCUUCACCAACGCGGCGGCGGGAAGAGCCGGUGACCGCACCGGGAUUCCCAAGGACCCAGGAGUCCGGCCGCCCGGUGGGCCGCGUGAAGAGAUCGCGGACGGAGCCGGAACGCCGCGGCCCCUCGGGGCCGGGCCGGGGGCGCCCGUGAGCCGAGACCUCCCCGUCGAGGGGGGGCGAUGUUCCCUACCCCGGGGGCUCUUCGGGCAGCCCGCCGCCGGGACCAGGGCUCCCUCAGUGGGGACCCUUCCAGGCUGCUCCAUGGAGACUCUGUGCCCCCCGCCCCGCCUGGCAGUGCCGGCGUCCCCGCGAGGGUCGCCCUGCUCCCCAACGGCCCGGAAGCCGCGUCGGGGGACCCAGGAGUUCUCUCCGCUGUGCCUGCGCGCCCUCGCCUUCUGCGCUCUCGCCAAACCGCGGGCGUCCGCCCUGGGCCCGGAUCCUGGGGAGCCGGAGCCACGGGCCCCGGUGGAGCCGGGCCCUCGCGCCUCCCCGUGUACCGGCAGCUGGGCCCCGGAUGCCCCGAACCACCUCGGGGAACAGACCGGGCGGACCGGCGAUCCCGACUCCCCGGCGGGCGAGGAUGCGGACGUUGCGGUGUGCUGGAGCGGCGGGGAGAAGGAAGAGGGCGGAGGCAGUUUCCCGCACUUCGGCUCUCGCUCCUGCGCACCUCUCGGCCACUGCCCGGAGCCCCGGAGCCCUCGGGAGUCUUCGACCAGCUCCGCCUCGUCUCCGCCUAGACCAGCUCCGGGGCUCGAGCCCCAGCCCGAUCCAGCCGCCAGCCCGACUCGGGAGCCCAGUUCCCAGCCUCCGCCGCCACCUGCGGGCCUUUCCACCGAGCCCGCGGCUCCCGAGGAGGCUCCUGAGCCGUCCCCGCCGGGCCAGGAGGCCGAAGGCGAUGGGAGCCUUCCUCCCGCGGCCCCGGAGGCCGAAGCCGUUAGCCCCUCGACGGCCAGCACAGCUCCGGCCGCGCCCGGCGAUCAGCGCCAGGAACAUUUCGAUCGUCUCAUCCGCCGGUCGAAACUUUGGUGUUACGCGAAGGGCUUCGCCCUGGACACGCCGUGUUUGCGCCGGGGGUCUGAGCGGCCGCCGGCGAAAGGGCCAGCCCGGGGAGCAGCCAAGAAGCGCCGGCGGCCGGCGCCGCCCCAACGCAGCUCGCAGCCCCGCCGCCCGGCACCCACGCUCCCCACCACGAGCACCUUCAGCCUCCUCGACUGCUUCCCCUGUCCCCCGGCCCUGGUGGUGGGGGAAGACGGAGACUUGGGGCCUGCCUCCUCGCUUCGCCUCCAGGGAGACGCCAAGCCACCGCCUGCCCACCCAUUGUGGAGGUGGCAGGUCGGGGGGCCCGCCGUUCCCGAGCCCCCCGUCCUCAACUCCUGGAGGGUCAAUCUGGAAGAACCCUGAGCGUUGGGACAUCAUCUGGCAACGGGGAAAGUUGGGGCCACGGCCAAACUCCGGGCUCGGAGGAGAGCUCUUUGACUCUCACGUUUGUUUCUACUUUUUUAGGCUCUGGGUGACAGAGGGACCUCAAAUGACAGUGAUCAUCAAACAUCUAAAAGGUUGGGGUGAAGUUCCCUCCAGUUCGUCUUUGCAGAGGAGCCAAGGGCCGGGAGUCUGGAGUAGGCUCAAGUGAAGAGGACUGGAUGACACCGAUCCCAAUCCCUCCUCCAUCUCGGCUCUCUGGGGGCAGGGCCUUCACCCUAGGGGAGCUAGGAGGCCACCGCUCAAAAGACCCAAAAAAGGGAGAGAAGGACCUUGAUGAUGGACAAACCGGUUGUUUCUGUGUCAGAAGGCUGGCCUGGGGGUGUGGGGGCUGUGGUGGGGGUGGGAAGGUGAUUGGCAGCUCCCUGGGGGCAUCCCCCACCCCCAGCGGCCCAGACCUUUAACCCUUCACUCCCCUUAGCCUUUCCCAGCACUCUUAGCACCGAUGGAGUCACGAGGGAGAGAAAGAGGCGGGUCACCUCUUUCCUGUUCCGUUUAGGGCUGCCCUUCCCCCUCCCGCCCCCCAGUUCAGGUGACCCCCUUAAUCGGUGAGAGGUUCUGUCUCAGCCACCAAAACUCCCUUUUGUUCAUUUGUGGAGUUUACUUUUCAGUUUUCCGUUUGCUUUCGGUUCAUAAGGUCUGAUGGAUGAAAAAGACCCCCUCCAUCUUAGUUAAAACAGCCCCUUCCCCAGUUUACUCUCUUAGGAAGAGCUGGGUGGAGGUUUCCUCUCUCCCCACCCACACUUUGCUUGGGGAAGGGGCCUGAGAAUUGUCCCAGGGAAAGUAAUGGAAGGUGGAAGAAAUCAAUAAAAUCAGACCAAACAAGUCGCCUUUCGAGGUCCUCUUCACCGAUUUCUGGAUGGGAGGGGGUUGGAGGUCGAGUACCAAACUUGAAUCUAUUCUUUGGACCCCCCAGACUCAGCCCCUGUAAAGAGUGGUGACAAAACGGAGUUGCAAAGGGUAAAUAAUCGGGGCCUUCUGGGCCUGGGAGGGGCAAAGUGGGGACUUCGGCUGGAGCUGCCUUGGGCUUCCUCCUCAGCCUGAGGCAUUCUGGAGUUGUCAGGGAGCUGAUGGAUCCGAAAGGGGCUGGGCCUGGGGAUUAGGUUUAGGGUCAGAGGUUCUGUUUUCUCGGUGGGAGAGUUAGGCCUGGGCCACACCCUGGCCAGGAAGGGCUCCCUGAGUCAGCGGGGAGUGACUGC
Messenger RNA from Perognathus longimembris pacificus (Pacific pocket mouse), 2828 nucleotides. It is a transcript of the gene Epop, whose product is annotated as elongin BC and polycomb repressive complex 2 associated protein. Gene Ontology annotation, biological process: neuron fate commitment. The transcript has a single exon. The record is from RefSeq and is a predicted model, not a curated record. NCBI's taxonomy places the organism in Eukaryota, Metazoa, Chordata, Mammalia, Rodentia, Heteromyidae. The coding region runs from base 412 to 1551 and encodes 379 amino acids.